UCCUGCUCGCCCUCGAAUUGCUGAGCAUCCGGCGCCAAUCAUGUCAGUGAUAGGAGUUAGCAACUCGUAAUCAAACUAAGCAACACAUAAAAUAAAUAAAUAAAUCUUACGAGUUUAUUUUGUUGCUGGCAGGGAAGUCAGUGGUCUGUCAUUGGGUAAAGAGCUUGUUUGCGAAUGUUGAAGCUGAGUGAGGACCGCCGUGUAUAACUCGAGUGAGCAGGGGAGAAGUGCAGGCAGAAGAACCAGAAUAAGAUAACUUUUUAAACUGAGGUCUUCAGCAUCCGACAGUACACGAUGAGUGACAGCGACAGUCAGUUUCACAGCGUGCAGGUGGGAGAUUCAACAUUCACUGUGCUGAAACGCUACCAACAGCUGCGGGCAAUAGGGUCUGGAGCUCAGGGGAUAGUCUGUUCUGCACUUGAUACUGUACUUGGUUUGCCUGUUGCUGUCAAAAAGUUGAGUCGUCCUUUUCAGAAUCAAACCCAUGCAAAGAGGGCUUAUAGAGAACUUGUUCUUCUAAAAUGUGUCAACCAUAAAAAUAUUAUUAGAUUGCUAAAUGUUUUCACACCACAAAAGUCGCUUGAGGAAUUUCAGGAUUUGUAUUUAGUUAUGGAACUGAUGGAUGCCAGCUUGUGUCAGGUUAUCCAUAUGGAUUUAGAUCACGAGAGAAUGUCCUAUCUUCUUUAUCAGAUCUUGUGUGGUAUCAGACACCUCCAUUCAGCUGGCAUCAUACACAGAGAUUUGAAACCAAGUAACAUUGUAGUAAAAUCAGAUUGCACUUUGAAAAUCCUCGAUUUUGGCCUUGCAAGAACAGCAUGCACAAAUUUUAUGAUGACUCCCUAUGUAGUAACGAGAUAUUACAGAGCGCCAGAAGUCAUCCUAGGUAUGAAGUACAAGGAAAACGUUGAUAUCUGGUCAGUGGGUUGCAUCAUGGGUGAAAUGGUUAAAGGCUGUGUGAUAUUUCAAGGCACUGAUCAUAUUGAUCAGUGGAAUAAAGUGAUUGAGGUGCUAGGCACACCUUCAUUAGAGUUCAUGAACAGACUGAUGGAAACGGUCCGGAAUUACGUGAUGAACAAACCGCAGUAUCCAGGAGUUCACUUUGAAGAACUCUUCCCUGACUGGGCCUUCCCGUCUGACUCAGAGCACGAUAAAUUGAAAACAAGCCAAGCAAGAGAUCUGUUAUCCAAAAUGCUAGUAAUAGACCCGGAAAAGAGAGUUUCUGUGCAAGAAGCGUUAAGCCAUCCGUACAUACACGUCUGGUAUGAUCCUGCAGAAGCUGACGCUCCUCCUCCACAGAUUUCUGAUAAGCAGUUAGAAGAGAGAGAACACAGCAUAGAGCAAUGGAAAGAACUUAUCUACAAAGAAGUUAUGGACUGGGAGGAAAGAAACAAGAACGGGGUUGCAAAAGAAGAGACAUCAGAUGCAGCAGUGAACAGCAGUGCCACCGCUUCCCAGUCCUCUUCCAUCAAUGACAUCUCGUCCAUGUCGACAGAGCAGACACUGGCCUCAGACACUGACAGCAGCAGCAUUGACACCCUGACUGGGAACCUGGAGGAAUGCCAGUGACCCCCACCCCCCCCCCCCCCCCCCCCCCCCAGAGACAUUGCUUUACUCAGGGGUACAAAACAAAACUAAAGCUCUUGCUUCAGUGUUGGACCUAAAUGUUCACUUGUAGAAACUAAGCUGAACCAUAUUGUGUAUGUACUAUGUUUGCUGUGUAUGAAAAUGUAGUCGAACAGUUAUGCUUGUCAGUUUGGGGCUUGGCAAACUUGGCAAACUGCUUUUGCAGUUAAAGGUUUUUUUUAUUAUUAUUUACUUCAUUAUAAAUAUGAAAUGUGCUACCAAGCCAUCAAUUGAGAACUAUCUGUUGUUCUAUAAUUUUAAGUGAGAUAUGUCUCUGUGCAUGUUGUACAAAAGAGAUGCCUAUGCUUUACUUAAUUAGAUUACAGUUGCCUGCAGUUUCAUUGAGAUUGUAACAAUAUUACAGUACACACUCAGCACUUGACAUCAUGUUAAAACUGUGGGAGGGUGGAUGGGUUUAUCCUUUGCUGUUUUGGGAUGUAUUCUUUGACAGAUGCUUUUGAUGUGUUAAAUACACACAUAUACAAAUACAGACAUAACAUCUACAAAUCAAAUAAUUUCUUUGAAAACAAAAAAAAAAUUGACUAUUGCAGGGUUUUGAUUAUCACAAGUCAAUU
This is a messenger RNA of Polyodon spathula (Mississippi paddlefish), 2198 nucleotides long. It is a transcript of the gene mapk9, whose product is annotated as mitogen-activated protein kinase 9. The transcript is spliced from 12 exons. NCBI's taxonomy places the organism in Eukaryota, Metazoa, Chordata, Actinopteri, Acipenseriformes, Polyodontidae. Gene Ontology annotation, biological process: protein phosphorylation; JNK cascade. The coding region runs from base 295 to 1566 and encodes 423 amino acids. Gene Ontology annotation, cellular component: cytoplasm; nucleus. Gene Ontology annotation, molecular function: JUN kinase activity; ATP binding. The record is from RefSeq and is a predicted model, not a curated record.